AUGUCGUUUUAUGGUAGGAGACAAAUCCCCACCAGGAGGGGCAAUUCCAGGGCUCAACCUAGACCAACGUCAUUGUACUCGAAUAAUCAACAAUACAAAAAACUUCAGGUCAUCGUUGAGAAGUUAGCACUUUACGCAAAUCAGGUCAAAAGGGCCUUCCCGGCCCCCACAAAUGCCGAGGAAAUAUCAACUGUCAAAGUAUCUCUCGCGGCAGCUUCACAAUUUGUCUUCGACGCAGAAGGAGCCAUUUAUCGCGAAUCGGGAGUAGAAUAUAUGUUAAAAACUUUGACAGUCUACGGAUUGCAAUACCUCAAACACCCAGGCAGCGGUAACGACGAGGUCGUGGCUAUGGCCACCAAGCUCUACGACCGCUGGACCGCUGGUUGUUUUACUCUAAACAACACGCCGACAGUGAGAGAGGUCCCCAGGACUGUAGCAGUCAAUAAGAGGGAGACGGUUAAGUCAUUUAGCUUGAAGAAAAGUAAUAUGGGAGACCGGGAAGCUACUAUCCAGAAGAUCUUUCGCGUAUUUGGACACAAUGGCAUAGCCAUUGGAGAGUAG
Molecule: messenger RNA, 561 nt
Organism: Morchella sextelata
Lineage: Eukaryota; Fungi; Ascomycota; Pezizomycetes; Pezizales; Morchellaceae
Exons: 2
Coding region: 1-561 (186 amino acids)
Source: RefSeq, a predicted model, not a curated record